This is a messenger RNA of Lepisosteus oculatus (spotted gar), 6306 nucleotides long. The record is from RefSeq and is a predicted model, not a curated record. Lineage: Eukaryota; Metazoa; Chordata; Actinopteri; Semionotiformes; Lepisosteidae.
ACGGCAGCGCGCUUGAACCUUCGCAGGCGGCGUGCAGCAGGUCAGAGGGAGGAUGUGGCAGAGCCGGAGGACCACAGACCCCGCUCUCCGACAGCUGCGUACACGUCUCCGCGCGACACCUCUCCUCACCCCACUGCCCCGGAGCCUUCGCUCUCCCUAAGAAACAGCCGAAACCGGCGGAUACCCCAGCCCUCUCUCCCAGGGACGUUUCCCCGCUGUGACUCUGCUCCUCCUUGGUUACGACAAAAAAGGUCACGGAAACCAUCGCGAAUAUCUUGGAUGCUUUUGGACACAAACGCUGCUUCACAACCAGUGGGUUUCUUUCUCAACCUGGUGGCUCUAUUUUCGUUUUUUUCCCCCCCUCGGUCGAGAAUGUGGCAGAUUGUGACGACGAUUUCCUGUCUCAGAAAGAAGGGCGCUUUCGGGUUUCGGGCUGAAUCCUCGGAGGGACGCUGGCUCUGAGGGCCUGAUGCUGGGACGGGCACUCUGUUCUCGUAUGUGGGGGCCAUGACACUGGGAUGCUGGAACUGCCCUGCUGGAUGACUUUGUGUGAAGCCGUUACCUGAUUCCCAUUACCAGUACCAGUACUAUUAUCACACCUCUACUUGAAUGGAUCCUCCUCACACGGAAGCACUGUUUUAAUUUGUGCUUUAGACCUACCUGGCCUGCUGGGCUUAUAGACAUCAUCUUGGGUUUAUUUCACAAACGCUUCGUUAAAUUACCUUCUCCUUUUUGGACCCAGGCGACACCACAUUGACCCAUUCUCUAAACAGAAUCACCGCUUCUGUUUUUACCUGUUUGUGGCGGAGGUCCACACUCUGGGAUAUUGGUGUCAGCCGGGGGAUUUCCGGGCAUCUGGGACUGCUGGCAGGGUCAUGGCAUCUCUCCUGAUGAAGUUGUUCCGUCUGGGGGGGGAGAAGAAGAAAAUCAGGCAUUAUGAGAACGUUCGGAGAGACGUCAACCCACAGGAUGGCUGGGAGACGGUGGGCGAACUGGGAGAUGGUGCCUUCGGGAAGGUCUACAAGGCACGCAGCCGGUCGUCGGGGCUCUCCGCCGCGGCGAAGGUGAUUGACGUCCGCAGCGAGGACGAGCUGGAGGACUACAUCGUGGAGAUCGACAUCCUGGCCGCCUGCCGCCACGGCAACAUCAUCGGGCUGCUCGACGCGCUCUUCUUCGAGGGACAGCUCUGGAUCCUGAUUGAAUUCUGUCCUGGGGGGGCUCUGGACGCCAUCAUGUUGGAGCUGGAGAGAGGCCUGACGGAGCCGCAGAUUAGAGAGGUGUGCUGGCAGACCCUGCAGGCGCUGGACUAUCUGCACCAGAACAAGGUCAUCCACAGGGACCUCAAGGCUGGAAACAUCCUGCUGACACUGGAGGGUGAAGUCAAGCUGGCUGACUUUGGUGUGUCUGCGAAAAACAACAGCACUCUGCAGAAACGAGCUACCUUCAUCGGCACCCCCUACUGGAUGGCCCCGGAAGUGAUCCAGUGCGAGACCUCCAAGGAUGCCCCCUACAGCUACAAGGCAGACAUCUGGUCACUGGGGAUCACGCUGAUCGAGGCGGCCGAGAUGGAGCCCCCCUACCACGACCUGAACCCCAUGAGGGUCCUGCUGAAGAUCACCAAGUCCGAGCCGCCCUCGCUGUCUCACCCCCGCCGCUGGUCAGGUGGUUUCAAGGACUUCCUGGGCAAGGCCCUGCAGAAGGACCCCGAGGCCCGCUGGAGCGCCGGGCAGCUCCUGGGGCACCCCUUCGCGGCGGAGGGGCGGGGCCACAGCGCGCUGCGGGAGCUGAUCGCCGAGGCCAAGGCCGAGGUCCACGAGGAGAUCGAGGACGGGGGCAGCGCCAGGCAGAGCCUGGCAGAGCAUCAGGCUGUCCCGGAGUUCUGGCGCUCCCUGUUGGUGCCCGGCCCACCGGGUGCUGAGGAGGAACGUCCAGCAAAGAUCCGGCGCGUCUCCGCGGCAACAGAAGCCGAGGCAGAGGGCUCGGGAAAGGGGAACACUUCUGCCGGGAAGGGGGAGGAAACGGAGGGAUCGAACAUGGAAACGGAAAAGGCUUCCGAAGUUGCAGACGUCUCCGCGUCUAAAGAGGAUCCCAGUGCAGAGCAGCCCGUUCGCAGGAGAGCACCCCCUACAGGGGGGCAAUCGGGUCCGGAGGCGACCAUGAAAGACCUGAAGCGGGCCAGACGCAGGUCCGUCCCGGCUGCCUUUCUCUCCUUCUUUUCCAGCGGCCAGAGACGCUGCAAGUCCGUCUUCUGGGGCGAAGAGGCAACGGAGGCCCCCCACAUCCCGCCAGCGAGCGACACCGAGCCGGCGGCGGCACAGCCUCCUCCAGCGCCGCCAGCUGCUGCUGCUGCUGCUCCCCUCCUCCAGCAGGGGGAGCCGUGCGAGGCCGAGCCUGGACGCCAGGGCCCGACCGAGCCACCAGAAACAUCAACCCGAGAAGCCGAAGAUGGAAAACGUGCAGAAUCUGACAGCAUCCCAGAGGCAGGCGAAGAUGGGAGAGCAGAUGGGAAUCAUGACGUCGGUGACCCGAGCUCUAGUGCUUCAGCUACAGAGGAUGAAGGACCAGGGGCAGACGGACCCACUGGACUGCAAGAGGAGGUGUCCAGCGACAGGGACAACUCGCGGGAUCCGGAUGUCCAGGAUUCCAGGGGUCCUGGAGACCACGGGGGCUCUGAGGAGGUGCUAGAGACAGCAUCUCAGAUUCUCAGCCCUCGGGAAACAGAGCUCAGCGUUGUGAUGGGAGAAACUGAAACACAGGAUUCCACCAAGCCCGCGGAGACAGAGGUUGGAGACGUACCCGCAGAUUGCCAGGAGCAUCCUGGCAGUUCCACGCCGCCCGACUCUGGUGACGACAUCACCGUGACUGCCUCCGACCACCCGGACAGUCCUAGGGGAGAGCAGUGCCAAGGGCAUGUGGAUGAUCUAGUCAUCCAGGAAUCCCUUGAGGGUCAAGCUAAAGCUGCACCUAACAGCUUGGCACCUUCUGAGCGCAUCCAGCUCCCAGGCACGCCCAGCCUCAGUGAGCUCUCCUAUCUGGCCUUAGAAAGGACUCGGGCUUCUGCAGGGGGCAGGGAGAAGCCCCACCCUUCAGUAUUAGACUACCUUGACUUGGUAGGGAAACCGGUCCCGGCUCGGAGGGUGAACUUCGCGGCCCAGCUGGAGUCGCGGGAGGGGGACGGCGGGGGCGCAGACAAAGAGGCCGGCCCACCUGCCAUCAACGGGAGCGUGGGGUCAGCAGAGGGGCCAGGACUCUGCAAGGAUCAGGGCGCUCCGGAUGGGAUCCACGCCGAAGCAAACGGGGGCUCGUGCCACUCCACACUGGAUGACCACGCACCUGUCCCAGAGGGGAGAGAGACCGGACCCCCCAGCCAGGUGAUGUCAGCUGUCACAAAUGAGGGGGACCUGCCAACAACCAGGAAGACGGUGAAGAAGACUCGGAAGUUCACCGUGGACGGCCGGGAGAUGAGCGUCACCACCUCCAAGAUCGUGAGCGACAGUGACAGGAAGGAGCAGCAGAUGCGGUCCGUCAGGCGACAGGAGCUGCACGCGCUCAAAGUCCUGCAGAAGGAGGAGCAGAAGGAGCAGGCGCAGCUGGAGCAGCGACUGCAGCAGCAGAGGGAGCAGAUGUUCCGACACAUCGAGCAGGAGAUGACAGUGAGAGCAAUCAUAUUUAUAUCUCCCCCAGCAGCAGGGAUACGCAUCCCUGUUCUUAAAGAGCUGCAGGAGCUGCACGCGCUCAAAGUCCUGCAGAAGGAGGAGCAGAAGGAGCAGGCGCAGCUGGAGCAGCGACUGCAGCAGCAGAGGGAGCAGAUGUUCCGACACAUCGAGCAGGAGAUGACAGCCCCGGGGUCGAUCUGCCAGCUCUGCAGCGCCCGGCACAUCUCUGCCGAAACGCUGGCCUCACUGGGCGGCAGGCGACACCCCCCGGGCGUAGCUGCCCAGCAGUGUCGACCAGUCUGCCUCCUCUUUGCCCAUCUCUGCCCGUCAGCGCCGGUAACGCGGCUCGUUCUGCCUGUCUCUCAGGAGCAGCGAUUUCUGCAGCGGCAGCAGCAGGAGCUGAAUGAGUCUCUGCAGAAGGCUGUGCAGGAGCACAAGAGGAAGGUGGCAUCCAUGGAGUGGGAGACCACAGCCAAGACCCAGCAGCUGAAGAGAGCUCGGGAGUCAGUGAUCUGGGAGCUUGAACAGCGCCACCUGCAGGAGAAAUACCACCUGUUCAAGCAGCAGGUGAAGGAGCAGUUCUCCCUGCAGAGACAGCAGCUCAUCAAGAGGCACAGCAAGGAUAAGGAACGUGCCAUGCGUUUUCACCAGUCUCUGCUGGAGGAGCAGCGUUCCCUGUUUGCCCAGGAGCGUGCCAGGCUACCACGCACCCAGCGCCCCGAGGCCAAGAACCGACUGGCCCAGUUCAAACUUCGCCUCAAGAGCCAGGGGCUCAACAGCCAGGAGAUGAGACAGCGCCUCACACAGUUCCUCGCGGAGGAAGAGAGCCGCCAGAAGGAGGAGCGGCUGAGCCUGCAGCAGAGUCAGGAGAGACAGCUGAGGGAGCUGCAGGAGCAGUGCGACUCCAACAUCGCCGAGCUGCAGCACAUUCAGAACGAGAAGCUGCACGUGCUGGUGGAGUGGGAGAAGAAGAAGAUCCGGACUCUGGAGGAGGAGCACACCAUGGAGCUGCACGAGUGGAGAGAGAAGCUGGCCUGCAGGAAGGAGGUCCUGGAGGAGGAUCUCGCCCGGAGGCGCAAGGAGAAGGAGCGCGCCCGACGCCGAGGAAGUGAGCCGGAAUCUCGGAACGCUGGCCGCCUCGCCCGCUUCCUCCCCAGUCUCAGCUUCUCCGGAUAGCACUCCGGGACGUCUCUGCAGGUGCAAACGUGCACCGGGAUGAGCGACAGAAUUCCCAGCCCCGUCUCCACUCCCCGACAGCCAGGGACUGGAAACCCCAGCCUCCAACGUCCCGCUCCCCAGACGCAGAGCGAAUUUGCUUUUGAUAUUUCACAUUUUAAUAGAAUUUAAGAAAAUUGGCUGUGGCUUUUCAAACUAUGUUCAGGAAGUGGAAAGUUCAUGGACAUUUCCUAAGACUGAUCCCCAAAAAACAGUGUAAUUCCACUCUUUACAGAGGGAAUGAUCCAUGCCGGGGCAUUGGGCAGAUGUCAGCACUGUGGAAUGGGAAUUCCAGAUAGUCUGUGGCUGCAGUGGAGGAAGGAAUACCCAGGAUUCCCAGCCCACAGACUCGUUACCUUUGGCGGAGGUGUUCCUGGUUCCUGCAUGACUCCCCACAAUCCCCGUCUCCAGUCCUCUAUAACGGGUAACACUCUGGCUCUAGAGUCAGGGCUGAAAAUGUCACAUCUAAGUGACAUUACUCAAUGGAUUCCAUUCACAUAUUAGGACUGGGAUAUAAAUGUGAUAUGCAAGCUCUACAGCAUAUUAGACAUACUACGCACCAGCUGCCAAACAAUAUACUGGAUACCUACCAUAUAUAUCAACUGUACAAUAUGUCCACCUGGUAUAUUUAAUGUACUGUACUCUCCCUGUUUGUAAACUACACACCUCAUGUCUAUAUAUACAGUGCUGAGAAAAGGCUGUUAGCCACUUUGGUUGGUCCAUAUUGUGAUAUUUUAGGCCAUUGCUCCAGGUCAUACCACACAAUUUCAAAGAGGUUAAGGUCCAGACUUUGGCUUGGCCAAUACAAACAAUGACAUGUCUUCUUCUUCAGCCACCCUGCUAGUACGUUAUAGUCCCAACUCCAUGCUUGUCAGUUGGGAUGAGCUUCCACUGUUAGAAGGCAGUGUCUGGUUUUCAUUGGUCUCUCACUGUGGCCAAAAACUUCAGCCCUUAACUCAUCUGGCCAGAGGACAUUGUCAUUGACAUUGUCAUUGACAUUGACAUUGAGGAGUCUUCCUGAGGGUCCAGGUGCUCUCGAGGAAGCAGUGUCUUCUUGGCUGUUCUCCCAUGAAAAUCACUCCCAUUCCGGAUGGCUGAGGCAUGACGACUGACAUCGUCCAGAGCGAGAGGGGCCUGCAGACCUUAAUCAUUGCGUACUUCAUGCACCAUUGCACCUCUGAAAACACUGGACUGCUAAAUAUAAACAUUAUUGGUGACUUAUGAAAAGAAGGGUGUCAUGGCAGGAAAUUGUCAUUCCCAUAAGGAAACUGGGGCUCAGAAACGUUUUCUUGGCACUGUAGUCCAGAUUGCAAGCUCCAGCAAAUACAGUACAAUGUGCUGCAGCCUGGUGUGUAUAUAGUAUACUACAAAGGAACAAGUUAAAGGUUUAUUCCAUGCUGAAAGGAGAAGAAAGGAAACACAACGUUUUGGGUGU